Molecule: messenger RNA, 1075 nt
Organism: Acanthoscelides obtectus
Lineage: Eukaryota; Metazoa; Arthropoda; Insecta; Coleoptera; Chrysomelidae
Source: the annotation of a GenBank genome assembly
CGCGUCGAGCAGGGGGAGACACAUCUUCGAUUCUUGCAUAAAUAAACAUCAAGUGAACCCGCAUCAUUUCCCAGUAGCACAACUCCCGCUUGGUUGUCGCCUACGCCGAUCGUGCGUGGCCCCGCAACUCUUCCGCAACUUCGCAACUCGUCUGUGUCAAAAUGAAAUUUUUUAAUAUAUCGCUAAUCUUCUUGGUGGUGUUGUCACUUUUUCACCUAACCUACAGUCAAGAAAGUGACGUGAAUGAUGUAGAACAAAUCUCCACAGAAGAAGAAACACCAAAAAGGACCACUAAAAGAGGUAUCUACGGAGGAUACGGAUAUGGGUUUGGGUAUCCAUUCUAUGGUGGAUACUAUGGAGGAUAUGGAGGAUACGGAGGAUACGGAGGAUAUGGAGGCUUUUACGGCUACCCCAGAUACGGUUAUGGAGGGUACUAUCCGUACCACCUUGGAUAUGGAUAUGGAGGGUAUGGAGGUUACGGAUACUUCCGUUAGUAGAAGAAUGAUUCUUAGAAUUAAUAUUGCUUGUGCAAUAAGUUAAAUAUAAGUCAAAAUUUGUGAGGAGUGAGGAUCCUGUUGUAAGGUUUAACGAGGAUGAAGUAUAGGCACUUAAGAAUGUAGCUCAAGGCUGAAAUCAACCAAUCUUCUGUAGCUCACUCAUCUGUACUGUUUCUCAUUGCAACCCUUAGGGUUUCCAAUGACAAACACAUAAAAACAUGAGACCAAACUAUGUUCAGGCUGAAGUAUUCGAAUGUAUGGUGUAUCUGAAUGUACUUUAUUCUUGAGUGAUUAUCGUUUUCAUUACCCAGUUUAAACAAGAGAAUAUCGAGAUGAAUGCUCUAUGUUCUACGGUAAUUAUGAAUUUUUUAUUAGACUCACCUACAAAGACGGAUAUUAUACAACUGGUUGUACUUAAGGUUCUAAGCUCAGCGUUAAGUGUUAGUGUAUUAAGCUCAAUUACGUAAUUUUACCAAAGAUGACUCCAAAGAUAUAUAAUUAAUCAAAAUCAAUGUAAAGUAAGUACUAUAAGUCGGAAGACAGUUAAAAAUAAACCGUUUUGUAAUAACACAUUCAAG